AUUACGAAAUUAGUUAAAUAAAUACAUGAGUUUGAGGUGUGAGUGGUGAGGCGACUGGUUGUGAUAUCGUGACAUACGUUUCUUGUAAUUUGUGUACCUUUAAAUUUUUUAAUUUAUAACUCACUAUUUAAUGCGUGCUUUUUUAAAAUCAUGGUAAAAUUAUAUACUAACCGCAGCAAUCCUGCUGCACUGAAGUUAAUAAUUGCAAAUAAUUUUUCUUCGGCCAAAGUAAAACUUGACAUAACAAUAGUUAACCUGGACGGUCGUACCAUUUCAGAACCAAAGUUUUUGCCUACGCUAGAAAUAAAUAAUGUACAAAGUAUAUUUAUGCCAAAUGCAGGAGCUUCUUACUUAUUUCCUGCCUCUGAAAGUAAUUUUUUUCCUGUAAAUGAAUUAUUAGAAUGGGAGGCAACUAUUUUGUCACCCUGCUUGGCUUAUACUUUAGGCAAUUCCGCAAAGAAUGAAAAAAUUAGGAAUAAUUUAUUAAUUGCUCUUAGGAAGUUAAACACUGUUUUAGAAAAUAAGAAAAAUCUCGUGGGAGAUUCAGUAACUGUUGCUGAUGUUGCAAUAUGGAGCUGUUUAUAUCCUCUAGUUAAAUGUGACAAACUUUCUAAGGAUUAUCUCUCGGAUUUGCCAAAUAUAAAUGGCUGGUUCUUAAGGCUGGAAAAUGAAGUGCAAUUUAAGGACGCCGUCGCAGAAUUUAAAAUAGAAAUCGGUCAAACGGCAUAUACUGCUCUUCUAGCAGGUGCAAGGUAUUUGGCACCUCCGUUGUUAGCAAGUGAUGCCCCCAUCAAAGAAAAGGAGUCGCCUCAACACCAUAUUGAAGCAGUAACCAGCGAGGAGCUUCUAGCUGCUAAAAAAGCCUGGAAAAAGAACAUAACACAGUUGCCUGCACUAAAAGAUCAAAAAAAUAUCGUUGUACCUACUCCCGGUGAGAAGAACAUAUUGAUCACUUCUGCUCUACCCUACGUCAACAACGUACCUCAUCUCGGUAAUAUAAUAGGUUGUGUUUUAUCCGCAGACGUUUUUGCACGAUUCUCUCGCCUCUGCAACUACAAUACUCUGUAUAUUUGUGGUACCGACGAAUACGGUACCGCGACGGAGACAAAGGCCUUGGAAGAAGGCUUAUCGUGCAAGGCUAUCUGCGACAAAUAUUUCAGUAUUCACGAUAAUAUUUACAAAUGGUUCAAUAUAAGCUUUAAUUAUUUCGGAAGAACGUCGACGCCUCAACAAACAGAAAUAUGCCAGGAUAUGUUCCUUCAAUUGAACAGCAACGGGUUUAUGUUUACCCAGUGCGUCGAACAGUUACAUUGUGAAAAGUGUGACAGAUAUUUGGCCGACCGUUUUGUAGAGGGAGGUUGUCCGAAUAUCGGCUGUAAUUAUCAAGACGCUAGGGGCGAUCAGUGUGAUGGUUGCGGAAAACUCGUCAAUGCCGUUGAGUUGAAGAAUCCUCGGUGUAAAAUUUGUGGUCAGACGCCUAAAUUGAAGACGUCGAAUCAGUUCUUCAUUGAUUUGCCCAAGCUCGAACCACUGCUGCACCACUGGAUAAAAAUCUCAUCCCCCGGUUGGUCAAACAACGCCCAAGUCAUCGCCCGUUCCUGGAUCAAGGAAGGCUUAAAGCCUCGAUGUAUUACCAGAGAUUUGAAAUGGGGUGUGCCGGUACCCUUGGACGGCUUCAGGGACAAAGUAUUCUACGUGUGGUUUGACGCACCGAUCGGUUACCUGUCUAUCAGUAAAGCGUACACGAAGGAUUUUCUAAAGUGGUGGAUUCCGGAAAGAGGCACAGAAGUUGCCCUGUAUCAGUUCAUGGCGAAGGAUAACGUGCCUUUCCAUUCGGUCCUAUUCCCCUGUAUGCUUCUGGGGGCGAAUCGAGGUUAUACCACUGUUUCGCAUAUUAUGGCAACGGAGUACUUAAAUUACGAAAGCGGUAAGUUUUCAAAAUCCCGAGGAGUGGGUGUUUUCGGUACGGAUGCUCAGGACACGGGCAUUCCAAGCGACGUAUGGAGGUUUUAUCUGUUGUAUAUCAGGCCGGAAUCGCAGGAUUCUAGUUUUUCCUGGGACGAUUUGGCGACGAAAAAUAAUUCGGAACUGCUUAAUAAUUUAGGAAACUUUAUAAAUAGGGCAUUAGUUUUUGCCAAAAACAACUUCAACAGGACGGUUCCAGAAAUAAAACCCACAGAAGAAGAUUACACGCUCUUGGCCUUGUGUACGAGGGAGUUGAAGGGUUACGUGGCUGCCUUGGAAAAGGCGAAGUUGAGAGACGGUAUUAGGCACAUUUUAUCGAUAUCGAGGCACGGCAACCAGUACAUGCAGGCUAACCAACCAUGGGUGCUACUCAAGGGGUCAGAUGAUGAAAAGAUCCGUGCCGGCGCCGUUAUCGGAAUUUGUUGCAACCUGGCUUGCUUGUUGGCAACGCUGUUACAGCCGUACAUGCCCGACACCAGCGCGAGCCUACACAAACAGUUAAAUUCCUCCGAUAUCCUGAUUACACCAAGCAAUUUGGAAAUCGUGACCUAUCUUCCCGCCGGUCAUAAACUAGGCGAACCGUUUCCUCUGUUCGCCAAGAUCGAACUAACGCGGGUCGAGGAAUUAAAGAAGAAAUUCGCCGGCAAGCAGGAAGAGAAGGAAAACGGGAAAGUCGACGUGAAGGUCAUCGAAGCGGAAGUAGCGAAACAGGCGGAAAAAGUGAGAGCCCUAAAAGCGAAAACUACGGACAAGUUGGUGUGGAAGCCGGAAAUCGACAUCCUGUUGAGUUUGAAGAAGAAGUUGGAGGCUGCACAGAAAAACGGACCCGUAGUAAAUGGCGGUCAGUCUCCGGUUGUGAAAAAUGGGGUAAGCCCGGACGAAAUAAAAAAACUUGAGGAAGAAGUAGCCAAACAAGGUUUGAUCGUAAGAAAACUAAAAGAAGGGGGAUCGGAUAAAUCGAUAUGGCAACCGGAGGUACAGAAACUGUUGUCUUUAAAAAAUCAGUUGCAGUUAGCUGCGGGGGAGUCGCCUUCUCCUCAGAAAAAUAAAAAAGGGAAAAAGUGAUAUUUCGUAUUUCAUUAAAAAUGUAUACCUUUUGAUGUGUAACAUCUUUUCUUCACGGUUUAUUUAUGUGUUUGUCUCGCAUAUUUGCUUAAUUUAAAAGGAUUUUUUUUUUGUAUAAAUUAUUUAUUUCAUGAUUAUUUAUUUUACGUUAAUUAAAUUAUUCUAUAUUACAUUUGUAAAUGUAAGGAUAAAUGUAUGCGUUACUACACAACUACCAUAAUUUAUAUCGAUAGAUACA
Anoplophora glabripennis (Asian longhorned beetle) is the source of this 3268-nucleotide messenger RNA. It is a transcript of the gene MetRS, whose product is annotated as methionine--tRNA ligase, cytoplasmic. The transcript has 13 exons. Gene Ontology annotation, cellular component: cytosol; aminoacyl-tRNA synthetase multienzyme complex. The record is from RefSeq and is a predicted model, not a curated record. Bases 151 to 3030 code for a protein of 959 amino acids. NCBI's taxonomy places the organism in Eukaryota, Metazoa, Arthropoda, Insecta, Coleoptera, Cerambycidae. Gene Ontology annotation, biological process: methionyl-tRNA aminoacylation. Gene Ontology annotation, molecular function: methionine-tRNA ligase activity; ATP binding.